AUGGCAGAGGUGGGGCGGAGAAAGACACCUGCCAUUGCUGCUCAUAAGACCGGCCCCGGGCCGGGACAGUACCGUCUCCCUCCGACUGUCGGAUUUGUCAACCACGACUGCACCAAGUUAACCAGCCCAGCUUAUUCCUUUCACAGGAGGCUCAACAAUGUCAUGUACUUUAAAGAUUCAAGCCCAGGUCCCUGCUAUUACGUGGACCCGCAGCUCACUCGCUUUGGCAGGAGCGGAGGCCCGUCCUAUUCCAUGCUGGCGAGAUCAAAGACCGUGGUGCAGCCACAGACCCCCGGGCCAGGCAGGUACAGUCCAGAGAAAGCCCCACCUGUCACCCAGCGCAGGCCGCCGUCUUUCUCCGUGGGAUCUCGUACCAAGUACCGGCGGGCGGAUCCCGUCCCUGCCCCGAACAGCUACACUCUCCCCUUGCUGCUGGGCUCCCGGGUCCCCAGCAAACCGUCCAGCCCUAGUGUCACCAGCUCAGGGUGGAACAAACACGGUGGGUUUUCUGAGGCCUUGUCCCAAACGCCUGGCCCAGGCCGUUACAACAGGAUGGAUCCCAACACCUACUUGCCCCGACCACCUGCCUCCUCCAUUCGGGGACGAUGCAGUGUGCCCAGGGCUGCCUUCCAGACACCAGGACCUGGAACACACAGCCCAGAAAAUGUGACCGCCCACAGGACAAGAGCCCCGGCCUACUCCCUGGGUGUCCGGCACUCCGAAUUUGUCACUCCUCUCAUUGUGGAUGUUUCCCAGUGA
This is a messenger RNA of Caretta caretta (loggerhead turtle), 759 nucleotides long. RefSeq names its product CIMAP1 family member D (gene CIMAP1D). Lineage: Eukaryota; Metazoa; Chordata; Testudines; Cheloniidae. The record is from RefSeq and is a predicted model, not a curated record. Gene Ontology annotation, cellular component: cytoskeleton.